Molecule: messenger RNA, 871 nt
Organism: Poecile atricapillus (Black-capped chickadee)
Lineage: Eukaryota; Metazoa; Chordata; Aves; Passeriformes; Paridae
Product: EF-hand calcium-binding domain-containing protein 10-like
Exons: 5
Coding region: 35-484 (149 amino acids)
Molecular function (GO): calcium ion binding
Source: RefSeq, a predicted model, not a curated record
CGGGCCCCGCUGCCGCCUCACGCCUCACCGCGGCAUGGCGACGGCCGAGGAGCAGAGCCGCGAGUACCUGCGGCGGCACCGGCUGCCCGAGCUGCUGCACCGCCUCGGAGCGCUGCUGCUCUUCCACCGGCCCGAAAGGCCACGCGAGUUCCUGAUCCAGGUGCUGGAGAGGGUAAAGGCUGGGAGACGAGCCGAGGGCGAGUACCCGUUCCUCAUGGACGAGGCCAACGUGGACGCCAUGUUCAGCCUGCUGGAUGUCCUAGGCCAGGGCCACAUCAGGCCCGUGCAGUACAGGGAAGCUGCCCACAGGACCUGGAACUUGGGAAAGUUGAGAGUUACAUGUGGUUGUUUCCUACAUAGAACUCUUAAAACUUUGGGACUGAGCACUGAGGAUUUGGAGCUAGACGAUGACAUGCUUAUCACACUGGAUGUAUUCAAGAAAGGAAUGAAGAAAAAGAUGCUGGAGAGCUGGUCUGUGUAUUAGUUUGAGCAGCGUUCUGCAAUAUAUAUAUAUAUAUAUAUAUAUAUAUAUAUUAAAAACAGGCAUCUUCCCCAGUUUUUCUUCUGGUUUGUCAGCUGUGUUGAUUUUAAGCAAUACUCUCUUUUUCUCAUCUUCCCCACCCUUCAGAGGAACAAUCAGCUGAAAAGGACAAAUGACAACAAUGUCUUCAUGUUGAGAAGGCACUGAAGGGAGUAUCUUUAAGAAUUGCUGUUCUUAAUAUAAUUAGACAGUUAAAAAAAGAAGUAGAGAUGUCUUACGCAACUGAAAUAGUAUUUUGGAGUUUCCUCUUUCAAAUUAUAGUUUACAGUAAAGAAUUGUUACCCGUUGGCUCAUUACCACUGAAUAAAAUCAAGUUUGUUUUUGGCCUGG